GUGUUAAACUGGAAUGGUGUCGAAUCUUGAUUGACAACACAGAGCGCUGAACUGUUGAAGAAAAUGUUUCUCAAGUUGAUUUUUUACUCUUUAUGCUUCGGGUGUCCAGUGGGAGUGUUUGGUGAUGAAGUGAAGUCAGUGUCAGUGAUGGAGGGAGAUUCUGUUACUCUAUACACUGAUAUUGAAUUAAAGAGUGCUCAUGUAAUCGACUGGAGGUUUGGAGAUAAAGGUACUCUCAUAGCAAGAAUAAAUAAAACAGCUAGUAUAGUCAAAAUAAAUGACACUGUUCUUGAUGGGAGAUUCAGAGACAGACUGCAGGCGGAUGCUCAGUCUGGAGAUCUCACCAUCACAAACAUCACAACUCAACACGCUGGACUUUAUAAUGUAACCAACAGAAAGACACCCAAUACCCCAUACAGAUUCAAUGUUACUGUCUAUGCUCAUCUGCCUGUUCCUGUCAUCACCAGAGACUCAUCACAAUGUUCUUUAUUAUCAUUAAGCUCAAAUUGUUUAUUAUUGUGUUCAGUGUUGAAUGUGAGAGAUGUGAGUCUGUCCUGGUACAAAGGAAACAGUUUAUUGUCCAUCAUCAGUGUGUCUGAUCUCAACAUCAGACUCUCUCUACCUCUGGAGGUUGAAUAUCAGGAUAACAACACAUACAGCUGUGUACUCAACAAUACCAUCACAAACCAAACUCAACAUCUCAACAUCACUCAUCUCUGUCUGCCAUGUCCAGGUCUUUUAUAUUAUAUCUCUGGGGCUGCUGCUGGAUCUCUGAUGAUUGUAGCGGCAAUUUCGAUGUUCUGCAUCUGUAGGAAACACAAAGACACACAUCAAGAGGUUCAGACUGGUGAAGAUGAGAUCACAUAUGCAGAUACAACAUUCCAUAAACGAAAAAUGCAUAAAUCGAUACCUGCAGAAGAGAGUAAUGUGGUGUAUGGAGAAGUCAAGAAAAGAUGAUCAAACUCAUUCUGCUGUGUGAUUAUCUUCAGUUUGUGUUAAAACUUCAGACUCUGAGUGUUUGUAAGUCUACAAUUUCUCCUGAACUUUUUUGUAUUAGGUUCAUGCAGUAUAUAUUUGGACACUGACACAAUUUUCAUAAUUUUGUUUCUGCAAGUAGAAUUAUAACAAAACAAAUCAAGAUAAAAAUCUAAAUGCAGACGUUCCGUUUUAUUCAAGGGGUUAAUAAAAAUGCUAUGCAAAAAGUUUUGAAAUUGCCAUCCGGUAUUUUCAGAGGCUCAAAUGUAAUUGGACAUAAAGUCAUUUUUAUUAUUUUGUUGAGGAUGACACACUGAAGUCUGGAACCAAUGGGCAUCACCGUUUUUUUUCCUUUUUGAUGCUUUUUUGCAGCUGUCUUUAGUUGUUGUUGGUUGUGUCUUUCUGAUUUCAGCCAGAAGUUUUGUCUUCAGAAAAUUAAAUGCGUGCCCAAUCAAUCUGAGAUCAAAUGAAUGGCAUGGCCUUUCCAAAAUAUUUUACUUCUUUACAUUGAAAAACUCUCCCUCUAUAUUUCUUUUAAUUGGUCUAUGUUACUUGUUAUCUCUCUGAUGGAUUUUUUUGUUUACGAAACCUAAAAUUGGUCUGUUUCACUUUCAUUGAGAGCCUCUUUGACGGAUAAAUGUGGGUGCACAGCUUCUGCAUGCAAAUGUCACACUUGUUAUCAACUCCAAAACUUUACCUGCUUAAAUAACAAAGGAAUAGUCCACACCUGUACAUUAAAUAACUUUUGAGUCAACUGUUUAAUUACUUUUGGUCCUUUGAAGGGGGGGAGUGAGUACAUGUUCAACACUUGCAAUUCCUAAACCCUAGCUCCAAUGUGAGUGUGACCUUUAAUUUUGUGUAAAUAUAAUAUGAUAUAAUAAGUGCUGUAAGCUUUGGUUAACAACCAAAAUAGCAAAAUUGUGCUUGUGUCUACAUAUAUAAAGACAUAACUGUAAAACUACAUGAAGCAAAUGAGAAGCUCAGAUGCAAAGGCAGCUGAACACCACCUCUGUCAAAAAUGAGAUGAUAUUAACCGAAUGCUCUCGGCACGUAUUGUACGCUUAUUAAAUAAUUUAAUUUCAAAUCCCCUUAAUCCCGGCCCUAUGGCCAUUCAGAAAUACCGCUUUGUUGGCAGAAUCCAUUAAGAGUCUGAAAAUUUGCUCAUUUACGAGAAAACAUGUCAAAAUCACUUAGAGAGUUUUGCAUCUGAGCACUUUACUUCUUACAUUUGAAAUGUCUGUGUUAUCUCCCUCGCGUUCACUAGCAUAAAUGCAUGUUAACAGAUAAUAUAUAAGUGCAUGCCAACAAGAAGUCACUAUGUUUAGUUUAAACACAAAAAGUUAAUAAUAUAAAAUAUUAUCAGUAAGAGUGUAAUCUGUACGUAUUUGUGUAAAUAUUGUGUGGUUCUUCUUUUGCUGUAUUGAUCUUGCACUUUACAAUAAAACAGCUUUACAAUUAAAUAUUGAACUAAUCAAUGCUGAUUUUUGAAAAAUUAAACAUCGCUUUAAAUCAUA
Molecule: messenger RNA, 2489 nt
Organism: Paramisgurnus dabryanus
Lineage: Eukaryota; Metazoa; Chordata; Actinopteri; Cypriniformes; Cobitidae
Source: RefSeq, a predicted model, not a curated record